AUGAAGCUGGCGAGCAAGCUCAAGAAGAAGUCGCUGAAGGCCAGCGACACCAACAAGAACGCGUCGACCCCCACCUCCGGGUUGGCCAUGUGGGAGGCCAAGCUCGCCGAACAGCACAGCAGCACCACCGCCGCCGCCAAGGAAGACGCAGCUGCGGCUUCGUCGCCGGCCGGGUCGCCGGCGGGUUCGCCCGCGCGGACCACUUCGAUGCGCGGCGUGUCGGCCCACGGCCGGCGCGUGACGCUCACCCGCAGCGACUCGAACGACAGCUCGGAGAGCAGCAAGAAGAGCAGCAAGAAGGACAAGAAGGAGAGCAGCAGCAGCAGCAAGAAGAAGCUGACGUCACCGAAGCUCGGGGGCGAGAAGGACAAGAAGUUCUCCACGUCGUCGCCCUCCUUCUUCGCCAACGGCGCCGAGACGGCCGGCGUGGUCGACGACGACGACGAGGUGGUACCGGUGCCUGGGCCUGUCGACAUCAAUAGCAACCACAGCAGCGACAGCAACAGCGAAGACGGGGGCACCGCCGCAGGGCAGCUGAGCCCGCGCCGCGGCGGCGGCCGGCAGCCGUCGACGCCGACCAAGAUGGGCAGCGGCGGCCUCUUGUCGCGCUUCGGGAAGGGCAAGGGCGGUGGCGGCGAUGAUGCGGCCAAGAAGACGGCGGCUGCGGAGGAGGACACCCGACGAAAGGCGCAGAUGGCGGCUCUCGAGCUGUUCAAGGAGAAGGGCACCUGCAGCUACACAGUCCCGGCGGCCUACAGCGGAGAGAGCGGCGAAGUGCCCGCCGUGGAGGAGCUGGAGGGCCUGCGACAGAAGGAGCAGGAGCGUCAGACGGGACGAGGCAAGCGGUCCAACGACGUGCUCAUCGAAAUCGUGGAGGGAAGGCCCCAGCUGCGCGCUGGCACAUUCGAGGAGAUCGUGAAGUGGAUCAUCUUCAACAACGUCAACGAACAUGUCUCCUCCUUCCUCAUCACAUUCCGCGCCUACGGCACACCGGCCGACCUGUGGGCAGCGCUCAUGAGAGUGUUCCACAUCAUCGAAGAGAAGGACAAGAUGCCGCUCAUCAUGAAGGUCGACCUCCGCAAGAAGACCCUCGACCUGUUGGUCGAAUGGAUUCGACGGUUCUCGUACAAGGACUUCACCGAGAACGGCGACAAGACCCUGUUCAAGAAACUGACCAAGUUCAUCAAAUCGUUGCCCGCCGAAGAGGCCAACCAGUUCAAGCUUCUCUUCAUGAGGAAGCGAGACGACACCUCGGCUGCGGCUGCGGCGGCCAAGGCGAAGGAGGCCGAGGGCUCCGACAGCAGGAGCGACUCCGUGAGCUCGAUGGGCUCGGGCCGAUUCGACAAAGACUUCUCGUCGGUGGAGGUGCCCAUCCACGCCCCGACGGCCUCGGGCCUGUCCCUCUCCUCGAGCGAGAUCAUCCCCAUUUCCGCGCCUUCCAUGCUCACCGGGUCCCUCCACGUCCACUCGCCCAGGGUUAUCGCCCAGCAAAUGUCGUUCCUCGACGCAGCCUGCUUCGCUGAGAUUCAGCCCGAAGAGAUGCUUCUCUCCAACUGGACCAAGCCGAACAAGGAAGAGGUCGCGCCCACGCUCACCAGCCUGGCCCGACAGUUCAACAUGUGGUCGGGCAUGGUGGCCACCGACAUCAUCCUCGCCAACUCCCUCAUGGACCAAGUGAUGAUGGUGAAGCAGUACAUCAGAGUUCUGCACCACCUCUACCGCAUGAACAACUUCCAGUCUCUCAUGGCUGUGAUGUCUGGCCUCAACUGCUCGUCGGUGAGCCGAUUAAAGCGGGUGUGGAGCCGGAUCCCGGUCAAGUACACGGAGCUGUUCGCGAGCAUGGAGCAGGUGAUGACCCCGCUGGGCAACUUCAAGUACUACCGCCAGAUCCUGGCCGAGAACAAGGACAAGCAGCCCAUCAUCCCCUACCUCGUGGUGUUCCUGCGCGAUCUCACGUUCAUCAACGACGGCAACUGCGAGACGCUCAUGUCUGAGCCGAUGGCGCCGACGGAUGUGCCGCGCGAGCUGCCCAAUUUCGAGAAGAUGGUGCUGCUGGGCCAGCAGAUCCUUGAACUCGAGGCCUACCGCAAGGUGCCCUACGACAUCGAGGUGAACCCCACCGUGACCGGCCUGCUGAAGAAUGUGCGGUACAUGGACGAAGACUCGCUCCAUCGUCGUUCGCUCGAGCAGGAGCCCAUCCACAGCCUCAACGACAGCGUCGAUGACGAGAACAAGCCGGCGGAGGUGGUCGUCAAGAAUCCUUUGGUGGCACUCAAGGCCAUCUCCAAGGACUUCAAGGCUGUAUCGGCCAGCGAGGAGACCGACCUCUCGGGAGAUCUCACACUGUCGGAGAGCGACGACGCUCUUUCCGCCACCUUCUAA
This is a messenger RNA of Acanthamoeba castellanii str. Neff, 2382 nucleotides long. RefSeq names its product RasGEF domain containing protein. The coding region runs from base 1 to 2382 and encodes 793 amino acids. The record is from RefSeq and is a predicted model, not a curated record. Gene Ontology annotation, molecular function: guanyl-nucleotide exchange factor activity. Gene Ontology annotation, cellular component: plasma membrane. Gene Ontology annotation, biological process: Ras protein signal transduction; positive regulation of GTPase activity. Lineage: Eukaryota; Discosea; Longamoebia; Acanthamoebidae. The transcript is spliced from 17 exons.